Molecule: messenger RNA, 990 nt
Organism: Ustilaginoidea virens
Lineage: Eukaryota; Fungi; Ascomycota; Sordariomycetes; Hypocreales; Clavicipitaceae
Exons: 2
Coding region: 1-990 (329 amino acids)
Biological process (GO): cellular response to oxidative stress
Cellular component (GO): cytoplasm
Molecular function (GO): quinone reductase (NADPH) activity; zinc ion binding
Source: RefSeq, a predicted model, not a curated record
AUGGCUCCCGUCCCCAGCCUCAUGAAGUCUGUCCAAAUCUCCAAGACGGGCGGCGUCGACGUCCUCGAGCUCAAAGACGACGUCCCCGUGCCGACCCUCUCCAGCGGCCAGGUCCUCGUCAAGAACGCCUAUGCCGGAGUCAACUUCAUCGACACCUACUUCCGAACCGGCCUGUACCCUGCGUCCCUCCCGCUCACGCUGGGCCGCGAGGCCGCCGGCGAGGUCGUCGCCGCUGACAGCUCCGUGGCCGCCCACGUCCCCGUCGGCACCCGCGUCGUCUACAUGGGCGAGUCCACCUACGCGCAGUACACCGCUGUCGAGGCCGCCAAGGUGGUCGCCAUCCCCGACAACGUCACCACCGCAGAUGCCGCGGCCGUCUACCUGCAGGGCCUCACCGCGUGGACCUUUAUCCGCGAGGCCGCCAACGUGCGGCCUGGACAGUGGACGCUUGUCCACGCCGCCGCCGGGGGGGUGGGCUUGCUGCUGGUCCAGAUGCUGCGCAGCGUCGGGGCAAAGGUCAUCGGCACGGCCAGCACCCAGGAGAAAUGCGACCUGGCGAGAAAGAACGGGGCCGAAUGGACCGUCAACUCCAACGAAGACGUCGUUUCCAAGGUCAAGGAAAUCACCGGCGGGCACGGUGUCGAUGCCAUUUUCGAUGGCAUUGGAGCGGCUACCUUUGAUGCCGACCUGGACAUGAUUGCUAUGAAGGGCCAUCUCCUCUCCUUUGGAAACGCUUCUGGCGCUGUUCCUCCCUUGAACAUUCUCCGGCUCGGACCCAAGAACGUCAAGCUCCUGCGUCCCGUAGUCUAUGGAUACGUGGCCGAUCGCAAGGAUCUCGAAAAGUAUGCCAGUGAGUUGUUUGAGCUUGUCAGCUCCGAAAAGGUCAACAUUGCCAUUCACAAAGUUUAUCCACUCUCCGAGGCAGCUCGCGCUCACGAGGAUAUUGAGAGCCGCAAAACGACUGGCAAGUUGCUGAUUCGCCUCGAGUGA